AUGGAACAUCGAGCACCUCCGCUUAGCCCAAUGAUUCCCGUAACACCUCCGCCCGAGCACCAAAUAUUCGGCAAUCCGGGUUCUCAGCUGCCGCCUUAUUCCAAGUACAACACCUUCCAGUCGCCGCCGAGCUUCCUCCAACCACCUCCUUACUCCAAGAUCCCGCCUAGCCUGAACACACCUACCGUCCCUCGAGGACAGGCGGCCAACACACAAGAACCCAGCCAUGAGAACAAGGAGAAUGUGAACAUUGACACGAGCGGUAGUCACGCCAAGGUGGCUCCCCCUAUCUCUCCAAACGACAGCCCGCAGGAGCAGCAUCAUCAUCAUCAGCAACAACAUCCUCAACCACAUUACCAACAACAUCCCCAACCACAUCACCAACAAUAUCCUCAACCACAUCAUCCUCAACAGCAACAACAGCAGCAACAGCAACAGCAACAACAACCCAUGGACCCCCGCUACAUGGCCAUGGCCUCCCGGAUAGCAUCCUACUACCAGCAACGGUACCAGGCCAUCUCCAACGCACAGCAACAACGCUGCCAAGCCUGGGCCAACAUGCACCGGCAAAAGUGCCAGGAGGCGAUGCAGGCCGCCAUGCUGGUGGUGGCGUGGUACAUCCGCGACCGCAUCCAGCGGCGACGGCGCAAGGAGAAGCGCAAGUUCCGGGCCGGCUUGCGGGAGAGGGCCCAGCCCACGCGGUCACGGCACGGGCAUGGCGGCGACCCCGGCCACGGCCACGGCCACAACGACCCCCGGGAGUCGGUCCGCCGGUGGCUCAUGCAGGUCCCCGAGGAUCCCGUCUCGCCCGAUGCUGCUCCCCCCGCCGAGGCCGACGAGUCGAUGGCUGGCGGGGAGCCCGGGUCCGAUAACGACGCCAAGCUGUACGAGAUGGCGGAUGGGCUCAUCAAGUCGCAGUUCAGGAAGGUUGAUGUCCCGAUGUUGGGGGUGUUGUCGUUCGAGGAGAGUGAGGGGGAGACGGAGAGUGAGGAUGAGCAGGCGACGGCGUCGCAUGAGGUUCAGCAUGAUGCGGCCACGGAGACGGGGAGUCGCCUUAUGAACCGGAGUGACUUAUCAUGA
Molecule: messenger RNA, 1080 nt
Organism: Sodiomyces alkalinus F11
Lineage: Eukaryota; Fungi; Ascomycota; Sordariomycetes; Glomerellales; Plectosphaerellaceae
Exons: 1
Coding region: 1-1080 (359 amino acids)
Source: RefSeq, a predicted model, not a curated record